Adineta steineri is the source of this 828-nucleotide messenger RNA. The record is from the annotation of a GenBank genome assembly. NCBI's taxonomy places the organism in Eukaryota, Metazoa, Rotifera, Eurotatoria, Adinetida, Adinetidae.
AUGAAAUCUACAUUAGAAUUAGUAGAGAAUGUUGAAAGAAGAAAAUGGUAUAAAAAUCAAUAUAUUUGGAUCAUUAUUGCUAUCACAUUAUUAGUUUUGACUAUUAUUAUUAUUACAACAAUAUUUUUACUUAAAAAUAAAUUAGAGAAAAAUAACCCAAUACAUAUUCAUUAUACACGUGUAAAUACAAAAGUUUAUCCAGGUGGAUACGAACUAUAUCAAUUAAAUGUUCUUCCUCAAAGAAAUCCAGCACAACAGUAUAAACUUUUCGGUGAUUUUCUUCGUGUAUCACUUGUUAAUAAAUCAAAUUAUGAACAAUUUCUUCCAUCAUGUCCAAUUAUAUUUGCUUUAUCAUCUGUUGAUCAUCCAGAAGAAUGGCGUGCUAUGUUAUUUGGAACAAUGAAAUAUCCAAGUCCAAAUAUGCCAUAUCCAUAUAUAUGUUUUCUAAGUGUUUUACGUGACCAUCGACAGUAUAGAUUAGGUUCAAUUCUUCUCAAUCGAUUUAUAAACGAAAUGUUUAAAGAUACUAAACCUCCUAUUACGCAUAUACAAUUACAUACAAAUUGGGAAAAUUGUCGAGCACAAAAAUUAUACAAUCGUUGUGGUUUUCAAUGUAAUCAAUUUACAGCAAAUGGUUAUUCAAAACCAUACGAACCACAAUAUAAAUUUGGUCAUAUGAUUCGAAUGGAAUUAGAUAUGCAUAAUAUUCGAAAUAGAUCAGAAGUAUGUCUUAGUUCAGAUGCUGUACAAAUAUCUCCGCAAGAUAUGACAAAUUAUGAGACAUUAUGUCAACAAAAUAUACCAAAUGGAACUAAUCGAACAUGUUGA